Messenger RNA from Aspergillus versicolor CBS 583.65, 1383 nucleotides. RefSeq names its product Zn(II)2Cys6 transcription factor. The coding region runs from base 1 to 1383 and encodes 460 amino acids. Gene Ontology annotation, molecular function: DNA-binding transcription factor activity, RNA polymerase II-specific; zinc ion binding. The record is from RefSeq and is a predicted model, not a curated record. Gene Ontology annotation, biological process: regulation of DNA-templated transcription. The transcript is spliced from 4 exons. NCBI's taxonomy places the organism in Eukaryota, Fungi, Ascomycota, Eurotiomycetes, Eurotiales, Aspergillaceae.
AUGGCCUACCGCGGUAGACCGAGCAGAGCAUGCCUGGAAUGCCGAGUCAAGCGAAGAAAGUGCGAUCUAUCAAAACCAGCAUGUCGGCAAUGCGUCAGGGCAGGUUCCAGAUGCAGCGGUUACAGAGCUCAGAGCUCUCUCAGCAUCAGAGACCAGACGGCAGAUACCAUAGACAGAGCUCGAGUCCUUUCUGGCAGCAGCAGUACAGCCAGCCAAAGCCUGACCUCUAAGGAAAGUGGUCACGACCCGUGGAUAAGAAUCACGAUCUCACCGCAAGAUCAGGCCCUGCAUUUCUUCUCCUACCAUUAUCUUAUGAAUGGGUCUGGUCGAGCCCUAAGUCACCCUGACUGCCUCUCGGUGCUAUACACGGGGGCGAAGGAACGGGGGUACCUGGCGAACCUCGUCGACGCUGUUGGACUGGGAAGUCUGGCGCAGCUGAGGAAUGCAUCUGAUCUAACUCACACUGCCGGUGUCGCAUAUGCCAGCGCUCUUCGUCAUAUACGAGCGGCACUUGCGGACCCUGUCGAGGCUGCAUCGGACCAGAUGCUAGUCGCCAUCACGUUGUUGGUACUGUACGAGACUGUGACAUGCACCGGCGGUGAUGUGAGCUCGUGGGAUAGACAUGCGGAUGGUGUUCUGGCGUUGGUGCAGCUCCGAGGAGUCAGCCAGCUGCAGAACAGAGUUGGUCGAAGUAUUUUCUUCCAUCUACGCACCAGUAUUCUCAUCGAUUGUCUCCAACGGAGGCUGCGGGUACCAGCUACAUUGACGAACUGGAUGAGCGAGGCUCGGAUUCUUGAAACAGCACAAGAAAGACCUGCGGGCAGUUUGGCAGAUAUAAUUGUCGAAGCAUGCUCUCUUCUCGCAUCUAACGAGAACAAGGCGAAUCCAUCGAGCUACAUUCUAGCAUUCCUGGCCGUUGACGAGAAGCUAGAAUCCUGGGCUAAUACUCUUCCAGCCGAAUACAAGUACACAAUCUCAACUCCGGAUAAUGCAGGACGACAAGACAUCUACCCCGACAUCGACAUGCUCUAUACCUGGAACCUGCAGCGAUGCGCGCGCAUUAUCCUUCGCCAGACACUCGAGACGCUAGCACCACACCACGACCUGCUACAGGUCUCGGACGCUAUUAUCCAGGAGAAUUCAUCAGACAUAUGUUACAGUAUCUCAUACGCCUUGCACUUCUGCGAUAAACCAGGCCAAUCUGGUCAGAUGAGAGCGGCCUGCAUUGUGCCUCUGUUAUGGCCUCUGUACAUUGCAGGAACAGCGCGUACUACCGUCAACACAGUGCGUGAUUGGGUGUUGCUGCAGAUGAAAACUAUCCAAGAGGUUACUGGGAUUCAACGAGCGAGGGUUAUGGCUUUGGAUAUUCAGCGGAGCUGUUGA